GGACGGGCUGUGUGCAGAUCACAUGACCACAGGCAGGGCUGCUCUGCUGCUCUAUUUGGUGGUGUUGAUCUGUCAAACACAAACCAAAUCUUCAAUAUCCUGCUUACUACUGACACCUCUGUUUACAGUUGGAGGGAUGGAGUUGGUUGUGGGCACAGUGCAGUGACGCUUGGAGGCUGUCCAAGGCAGGAUCCUGCUAUCCUCAACUCCUUCAGUCACAAACCAGUCAGCAAUGGCUUCAGGUUACCCCCCACCGUUUGAAGGCACAGGAGAAGUUAAAGAGGGGUUCCUUUGUCCACUGUGUCUCAAGGAUUUACAGUCAUUCUACCAGCUUCAAGACCACUAUGAAGAAGAGCACUCUGGAGAUGAUCGCCAUGUUAGAGGACAACUUAAAAGUUUGGUUCAGAAAGCCAAAAAAGCCAAAGACAAACUGUUGAAGAGAGAUGGAGAGGACAGGCCUGACAGUGGCACUUACGAAUCCUUCUAUUAUGGAGGAGUGGAUCCGUACAUGUGGGAACCUCAAGAGCUUGGAGCAACCAGAAGUCACCUGGACCAUUUUAAGAAGCUCAGAGCCGACAGAAUAGACCACUAUGUGAUUGAAGUCAAUAAGCUUAUAAUUAGACUGGAAAAGUUGACGUCAUUUGACAGGACCAACUCAGACACUGCCAAAAUACGAGCCAUUGAGCGUUCAGUGGUGUCUUGGGUGAAUGAUGCUGAUGUCCCUUUCUGUCCGGACUGUGGAAACAAGUUUAACAUAAGAAAUCGUCGCCAUCACUGUCGCCUGUGUGGAUCUAUUAUGUGUCGAAAAUGCAUGGACUUCAUUCCUAUACCUUUGGCUCGUAAGUUCUUUAUGAUUUAGUUUUGCUUCUUUGU
Messenger RNA from Boleophthalmus pectinirostris (great blue-spotted mudskipper), 873 nucleotides. RefSeq names its product rabenosyn-5-like. Gene Ontology annotation, molecular function: metal ion binding. The coding region runs from base 233 to 859 and encodes 208 amino acids. The transcript is spliced from 6 exons. The record is from RefSeq and is a predicted model, not a curated record. NCBI's taxonomy places the organism in Eukaryota, Metazoa, Chordata, Actinopteri, Gobiiformes, Gobiidae.